UCGGCCGGUGGCCGGACCGGUGGCAGCUGCUGCAGCAUUACCUGGCGGAGGACGACACACAAGACUCGCCGCAGAGUGACCGCGACGGAGGGGUCGAAGACGAGGAGCAGCACUGCGAUGAGGAGGAGCAGCCAUCAGAGGGUCCGCCUCACCCACACCGGCAGAGGUGGCGGCAGAUUGAACAGCAACAUCAGCAGCGGUGGAAGGAGCUGGAACUACAACAUCAGCAGCUAUGGCAGGAGCUGGAGGAUCCAGGUCACGAAGAAAGAGUGAGGAUGGACAAAGAGCAUGAAGAGGAGCGUCGACAUCUGGAGCAGAAACACGGUACGGAGUGGCAGAACCUGGACGAACGUCACUAUGAGGAGCGUAUUGCGAUUCAUCAGCAGCACGGCGAGGACACCAGAUGCAUGCACUUACGAGACAAUGAGCAAGCACGAUCCAGGCUUUUGCGACGGUUCCUGAAAUGGAGAGGACAAAGGAGGCUGAGUAAGAUGCACCGACAGCUGAAACAACUUGAUCGCUUCCACCAGCUGCAGUGGAAAAAUCUCCAGCAGAAGCUGCGGCAGCAGCGUCGAGAGCUGAAGCGAAGACACCAGAGAGAGUCACGAGAACUGGAGGAGAGAUUCCCGAGCGUCCGGUCGGAGGAGUUGGAUCGGCUGCUGGAGGAGUGCAGCAAGAGACGUCAGCAGCUAGGAGAGGAGUUAAAGGAGCAGCUUCAGGAGCAGGAGCACGAUUAUCAGCAGCGUGUCACCAGGAGCCUGCUGGCGCGCCACCAGGAGGAGCGUGAACAGCUCCUUCGGAAGCACGAGGAAGAAACUAGAUGCCUGAACAUGCGGAUCGAUGAACAACCACGGUCGUGGCUUCUGCGGCGGUUCCUGAAAUGGAGAGGACAAAGAAAGCUGAGUAAGAUGCACCUGGAACAGCUGAAACGACUUGAUCGCUCCUACCAGCAGCAGUUUGAAGAUCUCCAGCAGACCCUGCAGCAGAAGUGGCAAGAGCUGAAGGAGAGACACCAGGAAGAGUCACGAGAGCUGAAGGAGAGACACAAUAGAGAGUCUCGUGAGCUGGAGCAGGGACACCAUACAGAGUCACGAGAGCUGAAGGAAAGACACCAGAAAGAGUCACGAGAGCUGGAGCUCAGACACCAGAGAGAGUCACGAGCGCUGGAGGAGAGACCAUGCACUGAAGAGGAGUUGGAUCGGCUGCUGGGGGAGUGCAACAGCAGACGUCACGAGCUGCAGGAUGAGCUGCAAGAGGAGCUGGAUAAGGAGCUGGAGGAGCAGCUUCAGGAGCAGCAGUGCCCUGAGGAAGAAUCCAAUGAGCAGCAGCAGGGGCAGCAACAGCAGCAGCAGCAGCAGCAGCAGCAGCAGCGGGAUCGACAGGGCAACUGGACGCCCUACGAGAGGCAAAUCUAGCCUCGAAGCAUGCCAACCCAGCCGGUCAGGUCACGCCAGAUCACCACAGACGUCACCAUCACCGGCAGUGACAGCACCACCGGCACCACCGGCAGGCAUCCAACAUCACCACCGUCUCCAGCAUGACCAUCAGCAUCACCAUCACCAGCACCAGCACCAGCACCACCGGCUACGGGAUCAAACCCGCCACCAGC
Messenger RNA from Amphibalanus amphitrite, 1609 nucleotides. RefSeq names its product trichohyalin-like. NCBI's taxonomy places the organism in Eukaryota, Metazoa, Arthropoda, Thecostraca, Balanomorpha, Balanidae. The record is from RefSeq and is a predicted model, not a curated record. The coding region runs from base 276 to 1415 and encodes 379 amino acids. The transcript has 5 exons.